Messenger RNA from Apiotrichum porosum, 975 nucleotides. RefSeq names its product dihydroorotate dehydrogenase (gene URA1). The transcript has a single exon. Gene Ontology annotation, cellular component: cytoplasm. The record is from RefSeq and is a predicted model, not a curated record. The coding region runs from base 1 to 975 and encodes 324 amino acids. NCBI's taxonomy places the organism in Eukaryota, Fungi, Basidiomycota, Tremellomycetes, Trichosporonales, Trichosporonaceae. Gene Ontology annotation, biological process: 'de novo' pyrimidine nucleobase biosynthetic process. Gene Ontology annotation, molecular function: dihydroorotate dehydrogenase activity.
AUGGCUCCCAGACUCUCAUUAGAGCCACCACUGCUCAAUGCAGCUUGUCCAUGGGCAUCGGACCUCUCGUUUUUGAGACCGCUGUACGCAUCGCCCUCCACCGGCGCAAUCACGACCCGCACAUCUCUUGUGGACGGAUAUCCUCACGAUGACGCCAAGAACACCUUCCUGUUCUACGACCCCUCCAACUCUUCCUCGUCCACUGGUGUCGCGCCACAGUCCUUCCCAUCUCAGCAGCCAUUGGGAAACUCUGGGUCGCUGAAUUGCUUUGGUCUCAGCCCCCACGUCCUUGCAACUUACCUCGACUGGGUUCGUACGCUUGCGGCCGAGUUUCCCAACUCUUCCAAGCCCAUUAUCGUUUCUGUGACAGGCGAGACUCCCGAGUCAAACGCCGACGCCGUGCGCAGGGUCAUUGCUUUGGCAUCUGAGGUUCACACUCCGCUCGCUGUGGAGAUUAACCUUUCAUGCCCCAACGUGCCGGGCCAUCCUCCUCCCGCCUACGACGCCAGCGAACUAGCCGCUUACCUCGGUGCUCUGCCCGCAAACCCACCUAUCCCAGUCGGUCUCAAGACCCCACCAUACACCAGUCCCUCCCAGUUCACCAUGCUCGUCAACGCUGUGGCAGCUGCUCAACCGAAGAUCUCGUUCUUGACAGGUACAAACACACUUGGCAACUGUGUCGUCCUGGACUCGGCUGGUGCGGCCAUUCUCCCCUCUGACGGUGGAUUCGGCGGACUGGCAGGACCUGCCAUUCACCCUCUCUCCCUCGGCAACGUUGUUACUCUGCGAAAGCUCCUGAACGAGGCCGGCCUGGCCGACACGGUGGACAUUAUCGGUGUGGGAGGCGUGUCUGACGCCAUGGGCUAUAAGAGAAUGAGGGCGGCAGGUGCCAAGGCUGUCGCUGUCGCGACUGCACUUGGAAAGCAGGGUGUAGCAGUGUUUGAUACUAUUCUCAAGCCCACAGCCAAGUUGUAG